AUGGCAGAAGAGCUGGAUAGGGAGAGGCCGCUCUUCAACGAUGAGGUGGCGGUGCAGGUCAAGCUUCCUGAAAACGUAUGCAAGACCUUGGCUCUCACGGUGCGGGUGCUGCAGGGGUCACGUCUGGCGCCGGUGGGCAGUGGGGGCGGCCAGAGGGAGGGAGUCCUGCACAUCGAGGUCACAGAUGAGCUCGACCCUUUCUUCCUCUACACACUGCAGGUUGGCGAAGAUGACUACCAUCAGCUGAAGCACGACCAGUGCCUCCGGGUAGACUUCAAGUCUUUCCCGAGGAAGUUCAUCGAGCUCCUCGAGAGCUGCCGCGCCAGCAGCGGAGCUGCUGCUGUCGAUCCCGAGUCCCGGAACGGCUACACUCCAGGCGAGGAAGGAGGAGGAGGCAGGCCGUCGAGAGGGGAACCGCUGCUGCCGUCGUCAGCAGAGCCCUCUUUCUUGGCGAGGUUGGAGACCGUUGUCCCCGGAGGCUUCUCCCUGUUCUCGGUUGUGGAGACCAAUCCGUUCAAGGAGCUCACCCACCUGAGCCUCAAGUUCCGGGUGGGGAACGAUGCGUCAAUCAAGACGUACCUUGCGGCGCGACUCCGACAGCUCAAGGCCGAGGUGUCGGUGACGUCAUCCACCCUGGAGGACACAAGAACAGCCCUGACUCGAGAGGGUGACACGCGCGCACGGCUGGACUCGGAAGUGUCGGCGUUACGCUUGGAUCGCGAACGGGAUCUGCGGGACUUGCGGGCGGCACACAGCGCGGAGUUAACCGCGGCUCGGGAGGAGGGGGUGCGCAGGGCGGAGGAGGCGGCAGCAGCAAGAUCUGUGGAGAUGGGCGCGUUGCGACGGAAGGCCGAGGAAGACGUCGCCCAAGUCUCGCAGCGCCUGCGGCAGUCCGAGCAGCGGAGAGAGGAGCUGACCGAUCUUAAGUUCGCGCACGAGGCGGAGCUGCGAGAGCUAAGGGGGAGGAGCGAGGCGGGCGAGGCCGGACGGGAAGCUGCCACUAGCGACGCCAAGGCUCUGAGGGAAGCGAACAGAGCGCUAGAGGCCAGGGCUUUCGAGGCCGAGAGGGAAGCCGACCGCCUCCGUCUGCAUGGCGCCGCGCUCGCUCAGCAGGUCACAGACGCCAAGGAAAUGGCGGAUAAGAGCCAGGCCCUGCAGGCGGCGUCAGCGGCGUCUGUGGCGCGGCUAGAAGAGACGCAAGAGGCCUACAAGGGCAGCGUGGUGGCCCUGCAGGAGAGGCUAGAGGCGAGCGUUCAUGAGAUCAACCGCGGCAACGCCAUCAUCCAAAAGCUGCAGGGGCAGUACCGGGCCCUCCGCUCGAAAGCUAAGCUCAAGAGCGAAGUCAUCAAACAGCAGGAGCGACUGCUGUCGGAGCACGAAGCGUCCAUAAGCGCGGGAGAGAGCAAGCUCAAGGCAGCGGCCGCAGAGCUAAGAGCAGCGGAGGCGAGCAGGGAGAGCCUGCAGCGGGAGCUGGCCGCGUCGGAAGGCCGCCUCGAAGAGAGCGCCCGUCUGCUCGCCUCGAACCAGCAGGUCAUCAAGUGGCUCAACAAAGAGCUCAACGACGCGCAGAUGGUCCCCGGUGGGAUUAGCACGGCAGCAGCGGCAGCGGUGGCCGAGGCAGGGGCGGCGUACGGUGUCCGAGCAGCAGCGUCGUCGCCGCUGCCGCCCUUGGGGGAGUAUAACUUUAGAGGCGUUGACGCUAGUCCGCGGGCGGGGGGUGUUGGAGGAAACGGGCGGGGUGGUGGGGUGAAAGACAUGAUGUUCACGACGGGGAUCAGGGAGAGCUUGACCGGAGGAGGAGGAGUGAGCUGGAACCUUCGUGGGACUACGCUCGACGACGGUGGCGGCGGCGGCGGCGGCGGCGGCGGCGGUGUUGGCGAUGGUAACCAAACCGGUCGCUACUCUUCUUAUGGGGGCGAGGAAGAAGGGAAAGGUACGGCUACGCCCAACCGCGGCGUAGAAAGCACGCCUGAUCACGGUGGCCGCGGCGUUGGCAGGGGGGGUUACACUCGAAUCGUCACGCCGGAGUCCGGGGGUGUGUCCGAUCCGAUGCAAGCUUCUUCCAGGUUUUUGGCGGGGGCGGAGGCGGCGACGCCAGGCAACACGAUCAAGGAAGGCUGGUACGAGGAGGGAAGCGAGAGGGACAACGAGCUAGCGGGGGGCGCGGUGGGAGGGGACGCGAUACGUGGUAUUCGAGCGUACUAG
Molecule: messenger RNA, 2205 nt
Organism: Ectocarpus siliculosus
Lineage: Eukaryota; Phaeophyceae; Ectocarpales; Ectocarpaceae
Source: the annotation of a GenBank genome assembly